AAUAUAGUUCAUACUUCGAUAGGUUCUAAUAUUAAUAUCUCAGGUUAUUCUCUUGAAAAUAAUAAAAGAAAAGGUUCUGAUAAUGUUCCAAAUACAAAUAAUUCUAGAGAUAGUAUAAUGAAUCGGUUAGAUAGUUCAUCUAAAGAAAAAAAUCGUAUAAUUGAUGAUGAAAAAAAUUUUUCAGGAUUGAAUUUAUUAGGUCAGAUUGAUUCGUUUGUUAGUAACAUCAUUAAUUCAGAUAAUACUUUUAAUUCUUCUCAAGAUUUUUCAUCCUCAGAAAAUAGACUCCUAAGAAAUAAAAAUGAAGUUAAUCAUAUUAAUUUCGCCGAAAAUGCUGAAAAUUUUGACGUUUAUCCAACAUUUAUCACAAGACCUCUCUUAAGAUUAGAACAAACCUUGCAAGCUGAAAAUGAAGAAGAAAAAUUACAAAACACGUUACAAAAGAUUGAUGAUUUGGUGAAUAGAAAAAUGAAUUUGCCUAAUUAUUUAACUGAAGAUAUGGAAAUAGAUCGUAUUGAAGAUUAUGAUGAUAAUAUUUCGGAUAUUACUGUAAGAGAAAUGGAAACUCAAGAAGAUACAAUGGAUACGUUAAAUACAAUGGAUGAAGAUGAAGAACAAGAAAUUGAUGAAAAUAAACCUGAGUUCAAUCAUCCUGCAAAAAGAAUAAAAAACACUCAUAAUAAUUUUAAUAUAUCUAAUAAGGAACAUAGGUGCGAUGAACCUGAAUGUGAUAAAUCAUCUGAUACAGAAGAUAAUUUAGCAACUCAUCAACGUUCACAUACUGAAAGGCCAUUUAAAUGCAAUGAAGAUGGAUGUACAAAGACUUAUACUACGUUACAUGGGUUAAAAGCACAUGAGCGAAAUUAUCAUGGAGAGAAACCUUACGUAUGUGAUGAACCUGGAUGCGAUAAAUCAUUUAGUACAGAAAAUAAUUUAGUGAUUCAUCAACGUUCACAUACUGGUGAAAGGCCAUUUAAAUGCAAUGAAGAUGGAUGCGAAAAGUCUUAUGCUACUUUACACGGAUUAAAAGUACAUGAAAGAAGUCAUAAUGGAGAAAGACCUUAUGUUUGUGAUGAACCCGGAUGUGAAAAAUCAUUUUAUACAUCAAGUAGUUUACAAGUUCAUAAAUGUAUUCAUUCAGAGGAUAAACCUUAUGAAUGUAAUGAACCUGGAUGUAACAAAGCAUUCAAGCGUCUUGACGAUUUAAAAACUCAUAAGCGUAAACAUACGGGAGAAUUGUAUUUCAAAUGUGAAUUUGCUGAGUGUAACAAGAAGUUUUCUAAAAUGAGCCAUUUACAAAAUCAUCGUAGAGUUCAUACAGGAGAAAGGCCUUAUGAUUGUAAAGAAUGUGGCAAGAAAUUUAGUCAAUUAGGUAAUUUACAAAUUCACGAACGUACUCAUUCAGAUGAGAAACCAUUCGUUUGUGAAGUAGAUGGAUGUAAUAAAGCAUUUGCUUUAUUGGGAAAUUUAAAAAAACAUAAGAGUACACAUUCUGAGGAUAAACCGUUCGUUUGUGAUUUGCCUGGAUGUGGUAAAACAUUUAAAAGGUCGGAUGUUUUAUUCAGACACAAGAAAAAUCAUAAUUUGGAGAAAAUUUAUGCUUGUGAUGAAGUUGGAUGUAAUAAAGCAUUCGCAACAAUCAAAAGUUUACAAACUCAUAAAUACACACAUUUAGAUGAGAAACCAUGGAAAUGUGAAGAACCAAGAUGCGGCAGAACUUUUAGUAGAAUGAAUGAUUUAAGAACUCAUCAGAGAUUACAUACCGGAAAUAAAUUAAUGGUUUGUAGUUUUCCCGAAUGUGGGAGAAAAUUUACUCAUUCGGGUCAUUUAAGGGAUCAUGAGAGGUCUCAUACAGGAGAAAAACCUUAUCUAUGUGAUGAACUAGGAUGUACAAAAGCAUUUACUACCGCAAGUAGUUUACAAAGACAUAAAAGGAAGCAUAUUGACGAAUUUAUUAAUUCUAUUCAUUCAAAUGCUUUAUAUGAAGGAUUAGAUAGCUUCCUCGGUUAAAUAUGUAUUAUAAUAUUUUUUUUUUUUAUAUAGAGAAUCCUAACUCCUAAGCAUUUUAGGGCAAUUUACGGAAAAUUUCAUAUGCAAAUUUAUAAAUGCAUUGUGUGUAAGAUAAAUUGCAUAAAAUAAAAAAAAAAGAAAGAAAAGUAA
Molecule: messenger RNA, 2160 nt
Organism: Rhizophagus irregularis DAOM 181602=DAOM 197198
Lineage: Eukaryota; Fungi; Glomeromycota; Glomeromycetes; Glomerales; Glomeraceae
Source: RefSeq, a predicted model, not a curated record